This is a messenger RNA of Xiphias gladius (swordfish), 1863 nucleotides long. RefSeq names its product D4, zinc and double PHD fingers family 2 (gene dpf2). Gene Ontology annotation, biological process: nervous system development. The transcript has 11 exons. The coding region runs from base 197 to 1417 and encodes 406 amino acids. Gene Ontology annotation, cellular component: nBAF complex. Lineage: Eukaryota; Metazoa; Chordata; Actinopteri; Istiophoriformes; Xiphiidae. The record is from RefSeq and is a predicted model, not a curated record.
GUUGGACUUUUCUUCAUACCUUACACCCGGCUAGUUGACACAAACUUUGGUCACAUCAUAACGGCUGUCUCAUACCGCCACCAACCGUGUCGCUAGCUAGUUUAGAGACAUUUCCCCUGACUUAGUGAGGUUAGCUAAAACUGUCGGAACCGUCGUCUCUCUUCACAUCCUGGUAUGGAAGUGUAAGUUAGCAGACAUGCAGUUGACGUUUCUGAAACAGGACGAACGAGUCUGCGUGAUAGAACACCGGCUGGGAGAGCAGUACUACAGAGAUGCCAUGGAGCAAUGUCACAACUACAAUGCCAGGCUCUGUGCUGAGAGGAGUGUUCGAAUGCCGUUCCUCGACUCUCAGACCGGUGUGGCUCAGAGCAACUGCUACAUUUGGAUGGAAAAGAGACACAGGGGACCAGGCAUGGCUCCAGGGCAGCUCUACACCUACCCAUCCAGGAGGUGGAGGAAGAAACGGCGAUCUCAUCCUCCAGAGGACCCCCGGCUUAUCUUCCCCCCUGUCAAGUCAGAGCUAGACUUAGGUGUGAAGAAGGAUGCUCUGUUGUCAUCAGAUGGCAGCAGCCUGGAAGCCCUACUCAAAGGGGAGUCCUUGGACAAACGGACGACCACAGAACUCCGAGGAUCUGAAGAAGAUUCAAACCUGAGUGACUACACUGGAGGCCUGAACCCUGCAGCUCGCAUUAGAAAGAGAAUCCUCGAGCCUGAUGACUUCCUAGAUGACCUAGAUGAUGAAGACUAUGAGGAAGACACACCUAAAAGAAGAGGCAAAGGGAAAGGGAAGGGUCGAGGAGUAGGCAGUAGCAGGAAGAAGUUGGAUACAGCAGCACUGGAGGACAGAGACAAGCCGUACGCCUGUGACAUCUGUGGGAAGCGCUACAAGAACCGCCCCGGCCUGAGCUACCACUACGCCCACUCCCACCUGGCUGAGGAGGAGGGUGAAGAGAAGGAUGAGAUUGAGGUCAAUGAGCCUGCCUUGCCGCUGCCUGAGGAGCCUAAAACUCCCAAGAAAGGCCCAGAUGGUCUCGCGUUGCCUAAUAAUUACUGUGAUUUCUGCCUGGGAGACUCCAAAACCAAUCACAAGACUGGUCAGUCAGAGGAGCUGGUGUCCUGCUCCGACUGUGGACGCUCGGGCCACCCGUCUUGCCUGCAGUUCACUCCUGUAAUGAUGGCCGCUGUAAAGACGUACCGCUGGCAGUGCAUAGAGUGCAAGUGCUGCAACAUGUGCGGCACCUCAGAGAAUGACGAUCAGCUUCUGUUCUGUGACGACUGUGAUCGAGGCUAUCACAUGUACUGUCUCAACCCACCUAUGUCUGAACCUCCAGAGGGGAGCUGGAGCUGUCAUCUAUGUCUGGACCUGUUGAAAGACAAGGCAUCCAUAUACCAGAACCAGAACGCCCCACCAUCGUGAUGCCCGCUCCUUCCUGCACACACUCAUCACUCAACCGUCCCGCAACAGUAUGGUUUACCCUUCAAGACAGAUGAUAAACUCCCCUGACGAGCUGACCUCAGUGGGAGCGUGUUCAGAACAGACAAUAAAUUGUGAAAAGGGAAGUAUACCUUACCAGACUUGCCUCACUUAGCUUCAGAUAUGACUGUUACACAGUUCCAAGCUCAGAUUCAGCCCCAUAGUUUUUAAUUUUCACCUCUUUGCAACAUAGCCAAUUUAAGCAGUACUGGAUUUCAACAAGAUACACGGCAUAAAUAGCCAAAUUAUGACUUACUUUUUACACACACACCUAAAUAAAGUUGCUAAACCCUUGUCUCUAUCCUGCAGUGUAAUGAUUUUAUGACUAGAGCAGAAAUAGAGCUCAUUGGAAUCAAAUAGCAUGCCAAUGCUUGCUCAUCGUGAAGGAA